GCGCGGCGGGCACGCACCUCCCCGCCCCCGGCCGGGACCGCCCGCUCCCGCUGCCCGCUGCCCGGCGCGGCCCGGAGAAGGUUCGGCUCCGCCGCCGCAGGCAUGGAAGCGUUCUGCGGGUCCCGCUUCUGGGAUGCCAAUCUUUCGGUGCACACCGAUAAUCCAGACUUGACACCAUGUUUCCAGAACACCAUCCUGGCGUGGAUCCCUAGUAUUUAUCUGUGGACUGUGUUACCCUUUUAUCUUCUAUACCUGAAGCGCUCUAAGAGAGGCUACAUUGUGCUUUCCGUGUUGAGCAGGUUCAAGACGCUGUUCGGUGUCCUGCUGUGGUGUGUGAGCUGGGCAGAUCUCUUCUACUCUUUCCACGAGCUCCUGCAAAGCAGAACGCCGGCACCAGUCUAUUUUGUGACUCCCUUGGUCGUUGGCAUCACUGUGCUGUUAGCUACAUUGCUGAUUCAGUACGAAAGACUGAGAGGAGUUCAGUCCUCUGGAGUGCUCAUUAUCUUCUGGUUUUUGUCUGUGCUCUGUGCCGUGGGGCCUUUCCGGUCUAAGAUCAUGACUACAACAGCACAGAACCAUGUAAAUGAGAGGUUCAGGUCUGCCACGUUUUACAUCUAUUUUGUUUUGAUAAUCAUUGAGUUGAUCCUUUCAUGUUUUAAAGAAAAGCCUCCAUUCUUUUCCCCUGCUAAUACAGACCCUAAUCCAUCUCCAGAGCUAACUUCGGGCUUCCUCUCCAGAUUGACGUUCUGGUGGUUCACAAGCUUUGCAAUCCUUGGUUACAAAAGACCUCUCGAAGAUAAGGAUUUGUGGUCACUGAACGAAGAUGAUGUUUCAAAAAAUAUUGUGCAGAAACUAAGUAGAGAAUGGGACAAAGAAAAAGCAGAGUGUAAACAGAAAGAAGAUGUGACAUAUAGGAAGAAAUCUAACCAUGCGCUGAAUCAUGUUGGUGAUGGUCCAGAGGAAGCUGAAGUUCUGAUUAGGGACAAGAAGCACAGCAGGAAGCCUUCCUUCCUCAAAGCUUUGUUGAGGACCUUUGGGCCGUACUUCUUAAUGGGCUCCUUCUUCAAGCUGAUACAAGACCUGCUUUCUUUUGUCAACCCUCAGCUGCUAAGUGUAUUAAUCAGCUUCAUUGAGAACAAAGAUGCCCCAAGCUGGUGGGGAUUUUUGAUUGCAGCUUUGAUGUUUAUCUGUGCUGUGCUGCAGACUCUCGUACUUCACCAGCAUUUCCAGUACUGCUUUGUUACUGGGAUGAGGCUGAGAACUGGGAUCACUGGAGUGAUAUACCGAAAGUCCUUAGUCAUCACAAACUCAGCAAAACGCUCAUCUACUGUUGGAGAAAUUGUCAACCUGAUGUCAGUGGAUGCCCAGCGCUUCAUGGAUCUGGUGGCUUUCCUGAAUAUGCUGUGGUCUGCACCACUCCAGAUAUUCCUGGCGUUGUAUUUCCUCUGGCAGGCUCUAGGGCCUCCCGUGCUGGCAGGAGUUGCUGUGAUGGUUUUACUUAUCCCAUUCAACGCUGCAAUAGCAAUCAAAACCAGAGCAUUCCAGGUGGAACAAAUGCGGUACAAAGACUCCCGUAUUAAAUUAAUGAAUGAGAUCCUGGGUGGCAUUAAGGUGCUGAAGCUGUAUGCUUGGGAGCCGUCAUUUUCAGAUAAAGUGUUGGAGAUCAGAAAGAAUGAGCUGCGAGUGCUGAAGAAGUCUGCCUAUCUCAAUUCUUUGUCCAACUUUGCGUGGAUCAGCUCGCCGUUCCUGGUAGCAUUGACAACGUUUGCCGUCUAUGUCUUAGUGGAUGAGAAGAAUACCCUGGAUGCAGAAAAGGCUUUUGUCUCGCUCUCCUUGUUUAAUAUCUUGAAGUUUCCACUCACUAUGCUUCCACAAGUCAUCAGCAACAUUGCGCAGACCAGUGUUUCCCUGAAGAGAAUUCAGCAGUUCCUGAGUCACGAUGAGCUCGAUCCAAAUUGUGUGGAAAGAAAAGUGAUUGCACCAGGCUAUGCCAUCAGUGUAAAAAAUGCGACGUUCAGCUGGGGAAAGGAGCUUAAGCCGUCCUUGAAAGACAUAAACCUGUUGGUCCCCAGUGGCGCUUUGGUUGCUGUUGUUGGCCAUGUUGGCUGUGGGAAGUCGUCUCUGGUGUCUGCUCUCCUGGGUGAAAUGGAAAAGCUGGAAGGGGAAGUGGCGGUGAAGGGCUCUGUUGCUUAUGUGCCUCAACAAGCCUGGAUCCAGAAUGCCACGCUGAAAGAUAACAUUUUGUUUGGCCAAGCUCCUAAUGAGCAAAAAUACCAAAAUAUCCUGGAGGCCUGCGCUCUAAAAACUGACCUGGAAGUGCUACCAGGAGGAGAUCACACUGAGAUAGGAGAGAAGGGCAUCAACCUGUCCGGUGGCCAGAGGCAGCGAGUGAGCCUUGCUCGCGCAGUGUUCAGCUGCUCUGACAUUUACCUGCUAGAUGACCCUCUUUCUGCUGUGGACUCGCAUGUUGCAAAGCACAUCUUCGACAAAGUUAUUGGUCCAGAUGGGGUGCUAAAAGGAAAAACUCGAAUUCUGGUGACCCAUGGCAUUGGUUUCCUGCCUCAGGUAGACCAUAUAGUUGUCCUAACAGAUGGCAGAAUCUCCGAAAUGGGAUCUUACCAAGACCUUCUGAAACAAAACAAGGCCUUUGCAGAAUUCCUUCGAAAUUAUGCACUUGAUGAAAACGUUGAAGAGGAUGAACUCACAAUGGUGGAGGAGGAGGAGGUCCUGCUAGCUGAAGACACCCUCAGCAUCCACACCGAUCUGGCGGAUAAUGAACCCGUGACGAAUGAAGUCCGCAAACAAUUUCUUAGGCAACUUAGUGUAAUAUCGUCUGAGGGAGGAGAGUGUCCCAACAAAAUGUCAACGAGACGAAGAGUCGGUGAAAAGAAGCCAGCUGAGCCGCCUGUGCCAAGAAGAAAUCCUAACGAGAAACUUAUUCAGGCAGAAACCACUGAAAUGGGAACGGUAAAACUAACAGUGUUCUGGCAAUACAUGAAGGCCGUCAGCCCUGUCGUCUCUUUAAUUAUAUGUUUCCUAUAUUGCUGUCAAAAUGCUGCUUCUAUUGGGGCCAAUGUGUGGCUCAGCGACUGGACCAACGAGCCAGUGAUAAACGGGACUCAGCACAACACAUCCAUGCGAAUCGGAGUCUAUGCUGCCUUGGGCCUCUUGCAAGGCUUCCUCGUGUUCGUCUCCUCUUUCACCCUGGCCAUGGGAGGCAUUAAUGCAGCGCGGGCGCUUCACACGGCUCUGCUGGAGAACAAGUUUCGCACGCCGCAGUCCUUCUAUGACACCACCCCAACCGGGCGGAUCAUCAACCGCUUCUCGAAGGAUAUCUUUGUGAUCGACGAAGUCAUCCCCCCGACCAUCCUGAUGUUCCUGGGGACGUUCUUCGCCUCCUUAUCAACAAUGAUUGUCAUUGUCUCAAGCACGCCGCUCUUCGCUGUGGUCAUAGUUCCACUUGCAGUUCUGUACUUCUUUGUUCAGCGAUUCUACGUGGCCACCUCCCGGCAGCUGAAGCGUCUGGAGUCCGUGAGCAGAUCUCCCAUCUACUCACACUUCUCAGAAACAAUAUCAGGGACCAGCGUCAUCAGAGCCUACAGGAGGCAGAAGUCCUUCAUAGACAUCAGCGAUCUGAAGGUGGAUGAAAAUCAGAAAAGUUACUAUCCCAGCAUCAUAUCAAACAGGUGGCUGGGCAUCCGAGUGGAGUUUGUGGGGAACUGCAUUGUCCUUUUUGCUGCUCUCUUUGCCGUGAUUGGUAAGAGCAGCCUGAAUGCUGGCUUGGUAGGACUUUCAGUAUCCUAUGCGUUACAGGUGACCAUGGCUCUGAAUUGGAUGGUCCGAACAACUUCUGAUCUUGAAACCAACAUUGUGGCUGUUGAAAGAAUAAAAGAGUAUUCAGAAACUGAAACAGAGGGUCCCUGGGUAAUUGAGGAUAAGAGACCCCCAGCAGACUGGCCAUCCAGGGGGGAGCUGGAGUUUGUGAAUUAUUCGGUGCGCUACAGGAAGGGCCUCGAUCUGGUGCUGAAGGAUCUAAACCUCCAAGUGCACGGUGGAGAGAAGAUUGGGAUUGUUGGCCGAACUGGAGCAGGGAAGUCUUCCAUGACCCUCUGUCUCUUUAGGAUCCUGGAAGCUGUAAAAGGGGAAAUUAGAAUUGAUGGUGUGAGAAUUUCAGACAUCGGCCUCCAUGACCUUCGAUCAAAGCUGACAAUUAUUCCUCAGGAUCCAGUUCUCUUUUCUGGAACGCUGAGGAUGAACCUGGAUCCAUUUAAUAAGUAUUCAGAUGAAGAAAUAUGGAAAGCUCUUGAACUGUCUCAUUUGAAGAGGUUUGUCAGCAGUCAGCCGUCCGCGUUGGAAUUCGAAUGCUCAGAAGGUGGAGAAAAUCUUAGUGUAGGCCAAAGGCAGCUCGUCUGUCUGGCAAGGGCACUGCUCCGCAAGACGAGAAUCUUAAUCCUGGAUGAAGCAACAGCAGCUAUCGAUCUUGAGACAGAUGAUCUUAUCCAGAUGACAAUUAGGACUCAGUUUGAAGACUGCACGGUGCUGACAAUAGCGCACAGGCUGAACACCAUUAUGGAUUACACGAGGAUUCUUGUGCUGGACAACGGGACCAUCGCAGAAUUUGAUACACCCGCAAACCUUAUAGCAUCAAAGGGGAUUUUCUACAGUAUGGCUAAAGAUGCUGGGCUGGCAUGAGAAGAAGACCUCCCCCUCCCCUGCUGAGGGUGCUUUGGUUUUGGUUUGGUUUGUUGUUUUUAAUGUUACUGACUUGCCACAAAAGUGACUUGUGAAUGUACUGUAAUUUACAUAUGUUCCUGCAGUAGAUUCAACUUGUGAUAAAUGAACUGAGCAUUUUACAAUUGUAAGGACCGGAAAGUGAAUUUUAUAUUUUUAAAAUAUUUUCUAUAAAGUAUUUUAUUAUAUGUUUUUUCCUCAAAAAUGUAUGUGUCACAAGGCAAUAUGUACUGCACUCCGUUUAUAAUUAGUAAAUUAUAUUCAUGGUACAAAAUA
Numida meleagris (helmeted guineafowl) is the source of this 5007-nucleotide messenger RNA. RefSeq names its product ATP binding cassette subfamily C member 3 (gene ABCC3). Lineage: Eukaryota; Metazoa; Chordata; Aves; Galliformes; Numididae. Gene Ontology annotation, biological process: transmembrane transport. Gene Ontology annotation, cellular component: membrane. The transcript has 31 exons. The record is from RefSeq and is a predicted model, not a curated record. The coding region runs from base 103 to 4692 and encodes 1529 amino acids. Gene Ontology annotation, molecular function: ATP binding; ATP hydrolysis activity; ABC-type transporter activity.